Molecule: messenger RNA, 248 nt
Organism: Paramuricea clavata
Lineage: Eukaryota; Metazoa; Cnidaria; Anthozoa; Malacalcyonacea; Plexauridae
Source: the annotation of a GenBank genome assembly
AUGAAGGAUGUGAAGGUGUGGGCGAGGAAUUUGAAGCGAGGUAGCAUGCGAUGGGCAAGGGAAUCCAAUGUGUUAACCCUGCAAUGGAUUGAUAACAGGCCUGUUUCCUUGAUUACAUCAAUUGAUUCCGCGAAUGAUAAAAAGGAUGUGGAGAGAAGAACGAAAACGAGAGGAGUGUUUGAAAAGGUGAAUGUAAGCCAGCCCUAUGCAUUUCAUAGAUAUAACCAGUACAUGAACGCAGUAGAUAG